This is a messenger RNA of Theobroma cacao (cacao), 1136 nucleotides long. Its product is annotated as protein SOB FIVE-LIKE 5-like. Gene Ontology annotation, biological process: cytokinin biosynthetic process. NCBI's taxonomy places the organism in Eukaryota, Viridiplantae, Streptophyta, Magnoliopsida, Malvales, Malvaceae. The record is from RefSeq and is a predicted model, not a curated record.
UCUCACUUACGCACAAACUCUCUCUCUAAGCCAACUGGCAAAUUUGAUUGAUUCACAUAAGAAAAAAACAAGAGGGCGAAAGGAUUGAAGAAAGGACAAAAGUAGUCUAGGAUUUGAGUGUGAUUCGUUUGGCCUUACCCGCUCUACCCUCUUUCGAUUCUGUUUAUAUAGAAACAGCUUCAAGAGUUCGCAUGUAUGUGAAAAUCCAAGAGGAUAGAGAGCGAAAGAGAGAGCGUUUCUUACUUUCUUUUCAUCGUUCACAGCAAAUCCAUUUCCUUUCUAUCUUUGUUAGACAGAAGGAGGGUUGUCAAGAGAACACAUUUGUAGUUUGGUCGCAGAAAUAGUGUGUGACAAUGAAUGUAUCAGCUUCACAAUGUGGCAGUGGUUGUGAGUCUGGUUGGACUCUCUACUUAGAUCAAUCCUCUUACUCUCAAACUCGGUGUCAAAACUUUGGUGCGAACUUUGAUGAGGAUUAUGGAGGAAAAGGAACUAGAUUCGUGGUUGAAGAUGAGGAGGAGGAUUUAUCCAUGGUGUCUGAUGCAUCUUCUGGCCCAAGACAUUAUUGCGAAGAUUAUGAGGAAUGCCUUGAUAAAAAUGGGAGCUUCUCUUCUGCUCCUUCAGCUCCGGAACUAGCCAAGAAAAGCAGCAAAAACAAAAAGAAGAUCAAUGAACAUGAUAGCAAUCAACAGCAUUCUUAUCUUGAUGACACUGCCAGCUCCCCUGUAAUAAGCUUCCCCAAGAACUGCAAGAAAGAUUCUUCAAUGGAUGUCUUGGACUUUUCACAAGGCUUCUCGGGUACACAUUUUAAGGGAAAAUCAGCAUUCCAGAAAAAAUUUGGUUUCUUGAAAUCUGGGAAAGCAGGUUCAAAAGAUGCAGGUGGUUUCCAGGAAAGAAACUGGGAAUGACAAAAGGUUAAACUGUAACAGCUUUUGUCUCUACUGCUGCGGCUGCUUUGGAGAGAGAAAUGGAAGGAAUGUGUAAAAAGAAAAGAAAAAAAAAGGCAUUAGAUCUCAAAGGGAUCUUGUUCCUUCCUUUUUAUUCUUGUUUUUUUUUUCCAAUUCUACUUUUUAUUUGUUCCUGUCAAUGCAGUGGGAAACAACCUGAGAACAUUAAAAAUAAAUUAAAUUUCUCUGUCA